Messenger RNA from Microcebus murinus (gray mouse lemur), 4754 nucleotides. Lineage: Eukaryota; Metazoa; Chordata; Mammalia; Primates; Cheirogaleidae. The record is from RefSeq and is a predicted model, not a curated record.
UCUGCUCAAAAUUUUCAGUGAUUCCUCAUCUUACUCUAAGUAAAAGCCAAAAUUUUACCUUGGCUGACAAGGCCCCAUAUGAUCUGACUCUGUUACUUCCUAGUCCUCCAAUUGCAUUGCUUACCACUCUCUCCUUUGUGGGUUCCUCCCCUCUAGCCACACUGACCUCCUUGAGGAUCCUUUGCACAUACCAAGCAUGCUCCUUUCUAAGGGUCUGUGCACCUGCUUUCUGUCUUCUGGAAUGCCCUUCCUCAUAUCUCCGUGUGUUUGUUCCCUCACAUACUUUUCCCUCCCCCUUUAUAAAAUAGAAUGCCAUUGCCAAUCUCCUCUACCCUGUUUUAUUUUUCUCUGUAUCACUUUUGACCACGGAUAAUUUUAAAGGCUUGAAGUAGAAAAUCAGUAGCAAACCACCCCCUGGAAUAGGGAUAGGGGAGACAUCUUGGAGGGGAAAGGGGCUCUGCCUUGCCAUUGGGAUCUGGGGAGGAAACAGGGGGGCAAGGCUGAGAGUUUGUGGGCAGAAAAGCCUACCUUCCUUUGAAGCACCGGCAGGCAGCACUGCCUCCUUGGGCUGGGAAAGCACAGCCUAUCCAUUAGCCCCAACUAGAGAAGGGGGCAAAAUUCUGUCUAGGGUGAUCCCUAGGGGUGGACCGCUGAAUGUGGGGGGCUUUCUGAGCGUCCAGCACGGUUGGGCGGGAGACCCUUUGGUGCCUCCGGGUGGUGGCCUGUGGUGCUGCAGCAGAAGGCGUGUGAGGCAGAGGGUGGGCAGCGCAGCUGAGCUCACUGCCACGGGCGCAUCCAUCCCUCCUGGGCCUAUAAUUUGGGUUCCCCGGCCCUGGCCGCCCCUAUCAGCGGCUCAGCAACAGAUGAGUCACCCGGGACCCCGGGCCAAGGCAAACAUGGUGGGGGGAGGAGUAGGAGGAGGUUUCCGAGGCUGCUUUAGCCACCGCCUCAGUUGCUCGAUGAUCCCCCAAUCUCCAGGGGCCCCCACUCUCUUCUUUGACCCCCGCCCUCCAGGGCCCCAAGUGUUCUUCCCACAUUGCUCUCGCUACACCCUCCAUCCCUAUGAUGGCAAGAAUAGCCCUGCACUCUUCUCAUGGAAGGGAAAGGGGACAAGCUUGUUCACACUCCCUCCACACAGCGACAACAGUCCCCCACUUUCCCCCUCCUGUCAUGGCCCCAACCCACGUCAAGGGCUCUCUGGUUCCCGCCCCUCCCCUUUCCUGGAGCUGGCCGCGUGCUUGGGGUAUUAGGCAAUGGGUGUGCACCGCAGCCCUCUCCAGGCCCCGCCUGUCCCACCGCCCUCUAGCUGCCUGCGGGUCAGUGCUCAGGCCAGCCGGUCGGGCUGAGGGCACUGCGGGCCAGCUCAGGCCACCCAGUCUGCCUGCCUGUGGCCUCUUGUCCCAGAGUUGGGCUUCAGUGGAGAGACGGAGCAGGAGGACCAGGCUGGAAUCCCAGGCUGAUGUGCAGGAAAAAGGAUGAGGACAUUGGUGAGGAUCACUGAAUCCAGGUAUAAGGAUGAAAACUACUGAGAUUGGGCUUGCAGAGUCUGGUGGCCUCAAAAGCCACACAUGGUUUGGCUCUUGUCCUCUAAAUGGGAAGGAGGGUCAGGAGCUCCAGGGCUCCCUCUCCGCCAUUGCUGAGGUAGGGAAUCAGAGAGCCCUCUCUGCUCCAGGCUGUCCAGUGUCAAGGACCGUGGCACUUACACCUCAGUCUGCUCAGGGCCUGGUGGUCAGUAAAUAUCCCAACAGAUAUAUGCUGCUGAUCUCCUCGCUUCAGAUGGCUGUGCCCCCUAUCCAGCAGUGACCCCUCCAGCAUGGAGCAGGACCUGCAACAGCACAGACUAGGCUGGCUGCCCAGCAGAACUGCACUGCCACCAACAAGGAAGAGGUGACUGUGGCUGUGGGUAUCAGCCCUGUGCCUCUGCUUACUGGGGGGCAGUCUCUGAGUCAAUGUGCCUGGGGCGCACGGGGCCAGCCAUGCCAUGGGCUGCGGUCUGGCAGGGGCGGGGGGCGGCUGGGAAGCCUGGGGCCCCUCUCUGGCAAAAAUAGCCCACAGUGGUUAGAGCUUCGAGGGUGAGUCAGGCGGGAGCACAGUGGCGCCUAACCCCUUCGCUGCCGCUGGAGCUCCGUAAGGCGCUUUGCUUUUAGCUGUGCACCCCCCCCCACACCAGGUUCUUUCCUGGUUGCCCUUAGGCUGGGCUCAAUUUGGGAUCUCAAGGCUUUUCUCAGCCCAUGUGAAGCAAGUCUGCAGCCAGGAGCAGGAAUCUGAGCCCCCUGAAGUGCAGACCCAGGAAUCUCAGGAAGAAGGGUAGGAAACCUCCGUGGGCAAGGAUGCCUGCAAGGCAAGGGAAACGUAGCAGCAGGCUGGAAAUCUUUGGGGCUACUGGAGCCUCCGCUAGGACCAAAUCCUGAGGCCAAAGCUGACCCCUCCCAAGGGGCAGGCCCAGGGCUUGGAGUGGGCGGGAGCCAAGCCUCCCAGACCUGCACUUCUCCUGCCCACUCCAAGUGCUCUGUGUGUGCUAUAACUGUGGGCUCUGUGUGCAACUGUCCCACAUCUGAGAAGCCUGAGGACGGUUCAGCUCCAUCCUCAUCUUAUCAAAGAUGCCCUCCAGCCACCCUGCUCUCGGUGGGGAAACUGAGGCAAAGAGAAAUGAUGAAAGAUUUGGUCAUUUGGACCUGGUCCUUGUCUGGGUCAUGGCACGCUCCCUGCAGCCUUGGCAACCCCAGAGCAGGUGAGAGGAGCUCUAGCCACCUCCCACUUGAGUGGGGCCAAGCCUAACCGGCGUCGGGGGAGAGGGUGUGUGUGUUCACUGGGAGGAGGGGGAGCGGCUGCGUUCCCCUGGUCAAGGGGGGGGAUGCGGGGUAGGGUGGGGAUGCCCGGGGCUCGGGGUGGGGCCGCAGCUCCGACAGCCCGGCAGAGCCACCGUGAGCUCCGAGCGAGUAGAGCCAGAGCCCCCGGUUCUUUGCUCGCCCGCUCGCUAGCUCUCUCAAUCACUCCCUCCCUCCCUCCCUUCCUCCUGGCGGCCGCGGCGGCGGCGCUGGGGAAGCAGCGAAGAGGAGUGGCCCGGCCCUGGAAGAAUGCGGCUCUGCCGCCGAGGGGGCAGAACCCGACGCAGUCUCCCCACGGUUUAAGCAGCCCGAUCCGAACCCAGGAGACUCAAGCGUGCUGAUCGCGGACCCCGCACCAGAACAACUGGAGGUCCUGACCGAGCUGCCCAGCGGAGCCUCCGGGCUUCGACAUGCUGGAGGAGCCCCGGCCACGGCCUCCGCCCUCGGGCCUCGCGGGUCUCCUGUUCCUGGCGUUGUGCAGUCGGGCUCUAAGCAAUGAGAUUCUGGGCCUGAAAUUGCCCGGUGAACCGCCGCUGACGGCCAACACCGUGUGCUUGACGCUGUCUGGCCUGAGCAAGCGGCAAUUAGGCCUUUGCCUGCGCAGCCCCGACGUGACAGCGUCUGCGCUUCAGGGUCUGCACAUCGCGGUCCACGAGUGUCAGCACCAGCUGCGCGACCAGCGCUGGAACUGCUCAGCGCUCGAGGGCGGCGGUCGCCUGCCGCACCACAGCGCCAUCCUCAAGCGCGGUUUCCGUGAGAGUGCUUUUUCCUUCUCCAUGCUGGCUGCUGGGGUCAUGCACGCGGUAGCCACGGCCUGCAGCCUGGGCAAGCUGGUGAGCUGCGGCUGUGGCUGGAAGGGCAGUGGUGAGCAGGAGCGGCUGAGGGCCAAACUGCUGCAGCUGCAGGCACUGUCCCGGGGCAAGAGUUUCCCCCACUCCCUGCCCAGCCCUGGCCCUGGUUCAGGCCCCAGCCCUGGUCCCCAGGACACAUGGGAAUGGGGUGGCUGUAACCAUGACAUGGACUUUGGAGAGAAGUUCUCUCGGGAUUUCUUGGAUUCCAGGGAAGCUCCCCGGGACAUCCAGGCACGAAUGCGAAUCCACAACAACAGGGUGGGGCGCCAGGUGGUAACUGAAAACCUGAAGCGGAAAUGCAAGUGCCAUGGUACAUCAGGCAGCUGCCAGUUCAAGACAUGCUGGAGGGCAGCCCCAGAGUUCCGGACAGUGGGGGCAGCAUUGAGGGAGCGGCUGGGCCGGGCCAUCUUCAUUGAUACCCACAACCGCAAUUCUGGAGCCUUCCAACCUCGUCUGCGUCCCCGUCGCCUCUCAGGAGAGCUGGUUUACUUUGAGAAGUCUCCUGACUUCUGUGAGCGAGACCCCACCAUGGGCUCCCCAGGCACGAGGGGCCGGGCCUGCAACAAGACCAGCCACCUGUUAGAUGGCUGUGGCAGCCUGUGCUGUGGCCGUGGGCACAACGUGCUUCGGCAGACGCGAGUUGAACGCUGCCAUUGCCGCUUCCACUGGUGCUGCUAUGUGCUGUGUGAUGAGUGCAAAGUCACAGAGUGGGUCAAUGUAUGCAAGUGAGGGUAAGCCUCACCGUGGGGCUGGUGGAGGGGACUGUAUGAGAGGGAUACCUUUUCAGCCAUUUGCUCUGAUUUCCAUCCAGGGUCAAUCCUGGUCCCUGAAGGCUCAAAGUAUCUACCUGGAAACAGCUUUGGGGGUGUGGGGUCUGGUGGACUCUGUGAUGUGCCGACUUCUCCCCAAAAGUUGGAGGGCCUUGUGGGGAAGAUGUUAUCCCUCUUCUGCUCCUUAAACACCUGAAUGGACUAAGAUGAAAUGCACUGUAUUGCUCCCCCUUCUCAACUCCAGGGCCCUUUAAACCCUGAUUCAUACCCCUUUUGGCUAGGGAGUCCCUGUAGUUUGAUCACUC